Ambispora gerdemannii is the source of this 168-nucleotide messenger RNA. The record is from the annotation of a GenBank genome assembly. Lineage: Eukaryota; Fungi; Glomeromycota; Glomeromycetes; Archaeosporales; Ambisporaceae.
GAUGGGAUGAUUUGUAGGAUCGUUUUGGAUCAUCCUUGGAUGGGACCCAGUCCUAUGGUUGAUCACGUGAUCGAAGAACCAGAUGGGAUGGUGGUCCUAAAGUUAGGAUCAGAUCGGGAUCAUUAUGCUAAAGGAUCAUUUAGGACUCAGUCCCUAAGGAUCAAUUAA